Trichomonas vaginalis G3 is the source of this 1321-nucleotide messenger RNA. RefSeq names its product ribonuclease inhibitor domain-containing protein. The transcript has a single exon. The record is from RefSeq and is a predicted model, not a curated record. Lineage: Eukaryota; Parabasalia; Trichomonadida; Trichomonadidae. The annotation marks the transcript as partial.
UUGAUAUUAUUUGUAUUAUGUGUUCAAAAUGGUAUUGAAUACAGUGCUGAUGGCCGUGUCCUCCUUCGUGCUCCGGAUAAUUUUAACGGUGAUAUUGUUGUUCCACAAGAAGUUGUCACUAUUGGUACCAGUUCCGAACUUGUUGGCAGUCCUUUCUUUAAAUGUAAAGAUAAUUUGCGAUCUCUGUCUUUCUUCCCUUCAUCGCAAGUUCAGAACAUCUGCAGUUUCUGUUUCAGUGAAUCUUCGUUAGAGAGUGUUGACAUGCAAUACUGCACCUUAUUGACAGUUCUCAACAAUUCUGUAUUUAAACUCUGUAAUAAGCUUCAAACCAUAACUCUUCCACCAAAUAUCGUUGAAAUAAAAAGCGGUUGUUUUAAUUCUGCUUCUUUGACUUCGAUUUCCAUUCCUGAUUCUUUGGAAAUAAUUGGUGACUGGUCAUCAAAAGAUGGAGGUGUCUUUGCAAAGUGUGUUUCCUCAAUAUCGAUUAAUCCUUCAUCUAACCUGAAGAAGUUUGGAGGUGAUGCUUUUGCUGAUUCAAAAUUUACUUCAAUUUACAUCCCAAAAAAUGUCACAAUAAUGAGUGCAUCAUGUUUUGUUAAUGUUCCACUAGAAACAAUAGGAAUUCAUCCAGAGAAUAAUAAUUUCAAAAUUGAUGGAUUAUCUAUAUUUAGCGGAAUCAAUAACAACACAUUAGUAUAUGUGUCGAAGCAAUUCACCGGAGAAUAUAUUGUUCCGAGCUUUGUGACUAAGAUUGGAAAUCAAGCCUUCAGAAAUGGUCAGAUCACGAGAGUUAUAAUUCACAGUGAAGUUACUUCCAUAGGUUCAUGGUGUUUCGGAGCAUCAAAUCUUGUUAAUAUUGUUCUUCCUGAAAAAGUUGUGAUAUUAGCUUCAAGUAUUUUUUAUAAUUGUCUGAAAUUACAAAGCGUGAAAUUUUCCAGUUCUCUGACAAAUAUAUCUGCAAGUGCUUUCUAUGGAUGCAGUUCUCUGACAAGUAUCGUAUUCCCUCCAACACUGGUCGGAAUUGGUGAGUCUGCGUUCUAUGGUUGUACAAAUAUCGAUAUCGAUUCAAGUCAAAAUACAAACUUCUAUUAUGGCAAUCAGAUGCUUCUCACCAAUCAAAAGACAACAAUCUCAGAGUUCUUUGGUGAUGAUUCUAAUCUUGAAAUCACAGCACCUGUUGGAACGACGACUAUCGGUUCUCGUACAUUCAUGAGCAAGCAUCUCAAGACUAUCCAGUUCCAAGGCAACACACUUACUCGUGUUGGUGACUCAUGUUUUGCAUCAUCUACACUUCAAAGCAUCUCAUUCCCCGACAGUUUGA